Molecule: messenger RNA, 280 nt
Organism: Mercenaria mercenaria
Lineage: Eukaryota; Metazoa; Mollusca; Bivalvia; Venerida; Veneridae
Product: 6-phosphogluconolactonase-like
Exons: 2
Biological process (GO): carbohydrate metabolic process
Source: RefSeq, a predicted model, not a curated record
UUAGUUGAAGAAAGUGCUGAAGAUUAUGCAUCAAAAAUCCGAGAAUUUUUCCCAGGUGAUGAUUUGCCACGGUUUGAUGUGUUGUUGUUAGGGAUGGGUCCAGAUGGUCACACAUGUUCCCUCUUUCCUGGACACAAACUGCUUGAGGAAAAAGAUAAGAUUAUAGCUCCAAUCUCAGACAGUCCAAAGCCACCACCAGCCAGAGUGACAAUGACACUACCAGUAGUUAACAACUGUAGAUAUGCCGUGUUUGCUUCUUGUGGGGCUGCUAAGGUUUAAA